Vespa crabro (European hornet) is the source of this 1885-nucleotide messenger RNA. It is a transcript of the gene CtsL1, whose product is annotated as cathepsin L. NCBI's taxonomy places the organism in Eukaryota, Metazoa, Arthropoda, Insecta, Hymenoptera, Vespidae. Bases 175 to 1194 code for a protein of 339 amino acids. The transcript has 7 exons. Gene Ontology annotation, biological process: immune response. Gene Ontology annotation, molecular function: cysteine-type endopeptidase activity. Gene Ontology annotation, cellular component: lysosome. The record is from RefSeq and is a predicted model, not a curated record.
GUUAGAGGAUAAAACCAAAUGAAUCACGUGAUGUAGGGGAGGUUUCGUAUAACACGCGUAGCAUCGUUCUUUCACUUCAUAAGCAUCGCAACAUUCAGCGACGACGUUUCGUUUAUCGUUCUUAUUUUAUAUUUUCAAGUGAUUCUUUGUGCAUUGUGUUCAAUUUAUACAGCCAUGAAGAUAUUACUGGUCUUCCUACUUUCAGCGGUAUUUGCUGUUCAAGCUAUUUCAUUUUUUGAUCUUGUUUUAGAAGAAUGGACAACAUAUAAGCUUGAACAUAGUAAGAAUUACAUAUCUAAUGCUGAGGAAAAAUUUAGAAUGAAAAUAUAUAUGGACAACAAACAUAAAAUUGCAUUACAUAAUCGUAAAUAUAAGUUAGGACAAGUUGGUUACAAAUUAAAAAUGAAUAAAUUUGGUGAUAUGCUUCAUUAUGAGUUUGCACAAACAAUGAAUGGUUUUAAUAAAUCAACAAAUCUACAAUUAAGAGCAGAAAGAAAACCUGUUGGUGCUACAUUUAUUGAACCAGCAAAUGUAGUAUUACCAGAAUUUGUAGAUUGGAGAGAAAAAGGUGCAGUUACUCCUGUUAAAGAUCAAAAAGCUUGUGGUUCAUGCUGGGCAUUUUCAACGACAGGUGCGUUGGAAGGACAACACUUCAGACAAACUGGUGUUUUAGUGUCUUUAAGUGAACAGAACUUAAUAGAUUGUUCUGCAAAGUAUGGUAAUAAUGGAUGUAAUGGUGGUCUUAUGGAUCAAGCAUUUCAAUAUAUUAAAGAUAAUAAAGGUCUUGAUACAGAAAAAAGUUAUCCAUAUGAAGCAGAAAAAGAAAAUUGCAGGUAUACUCCAUCUAAUAGUGGUGCCUAUGAUAUUGGGUACGUAGAUAUUCCAGAAGGAGAUGAAGAUAAAUUAAAAGCUGCUGUUGCUACUAUAGGACCAGUAUCUAUAGCCAUUGAUGCCUCUCAUCAAUCCUUCCAAUUUUAUUCUGAAGGUGUUUAUUAUGAACCUGACUGCUCUUCUACAAGUUUGGAUCACGGAGUAUUAAUAGUAGGAUAUGGAACUGAUGACAAUGGAGAUGAUUAUUGGUUAGUAAAAAAUAGUUGGGACACAACUUGGGGUGAUAAAGGAUACAUAAAAAUGGCCAGAAAUAAACAAAAUCAUUGCGGUGUAGCUACAACUGCCAGCUAUCCACUUGUUUAAACAGCCAUUCAUGCAAUUAAUGUUGCUGGGAAUCAAGUCUUCAUAACAACUGUAAAUAAUUAAAAAAUUUUAUUAAAACUGAAGCAUAUAAUUUUAGUGAACAACAACAUACCUUUAAAUUUAGAAUUUAGCAGUUAUUAUCAAUAUUUGUUUUUCUUCUCUAUUAUAAUUUUUGUUUAUAAGCAAAAAAAGUUCAUAUUUUCAUUUUGGAAUAUAAAUAUGUUAUGCAUACAUGCGUGUGUAUAAAUUAUUAUUAUUGUCAUUGACAUUAGGUGAACCGUAUUUUGUGUUAUGUGCAUAUGUACAAGCGUAUGUGUGUAUAGAAAUAAAAGUAAGCACGUAAUGCAAUGAGAAAUAAUAGUAGCACUUAUGAUAAUCCUUUAAAAUUUUACAAUUUUAUUUUUUACGUUGCAUAUAUAUAUACGCUUGUCUUUAAUAUUUUAUAUUAUUAUAAGUAUCGAUAUUUAUAUGUUUGAAGAUAUAGUUUUGAAAUAUGCGUUUAUGUAUAUUGCUUCUAAUUGCAUAUAGCUACUAUCAGAUGGCGCUAGAGUAACUUGUUUCUAUAUCAAGGGAGAUCUUUCAUUUUCAUUGUAAACAAGCAACUAUAAAUGUCUGACAAUACACGUUGAAAUACGAUAAGGGACCAAUAUGUAAUGUUUACAGUGAUAAAAAUAAAUAUGAAUGGUCAGUA